Molecule: messenger RNA, 1725 nt
Organism: Amoebophrya sp. A25
Lineage: Eukaryota; Dinophyceae; Syndiniales; Amoebophryaceae
Source: the annotation of a GenBank genome assembly
AAUGCGCAAAUGCUAGAGCUUGAGCGGCGGGAAGAGCAGGCGGUCCAGGAAAAAAAGAAUUUGGAAGCACUUGUGGAAAAAACACGACAGUUGUGCGAGGAAAGACUGGCGGAGCAAGCACUGGCAAGUGCAAGCGCGAUUGAAAGUACAGAGACAGACUUUGCAUUGAAGAUGGGGGAAAUGCGGCAAGCGCAAGCGGCAACUCUGCUGCAACAGCGAAGUGAGCUGGAACAGGCAAAAGCAGACAGCGAGAUUGCGUUGCGCCAACAGAUUGACUCGCUGUCCUCGGCUGCAGCGACAUUGAGCGCGCAGCUUGACGCCACAAAGACUGAGGUGGCGCAGCGCACCUUGGAGAACAACAACCUCAAGGCUGAGGUCGCAGAGCGGGAGCGGCAAGCGACUGACGCGAGCGACGAACUCGUACGGUUGCGCAAGCGAAAUACCGCGGUCGAUGAGGAGUUCUCCAAAUUGUUGGGGAAGCAUGACUUAGAGCUGCGCACCCGACAAUCGGAAUUCGGAGAACAGCUUGCGACGCGCGACAGGCAGCACGAGAUGGAGGUGCACAGCAUACGAGAGACGCAGACGGACUUGUCAGCACAGUUACAAGCAACACAAGCGCGCUUGGCCGCUGAUCGAGUGCGUUUGGGCGAAGAAGUUACAGCACUCGACACCGAGUGUCGAGCGGCGCUGAGUCGAGCGCGAGCGGAAGCCGUGCGGCUCGACGCGGAACUUGCGAGUGCGACGCACGAAGUGCUCUCUUUUCAGCUUCAACAAUCUUCCGAGGGUGAGGAAAGCAGCAAGACCACAGGAAAAAGAAAAGCAGGCUCGGCUUCUAGUCCGGAUACGUCUUUACGUCGACCAGAACAAAGUUUGGAGCUAGGUAUUAGCGAUCAAGGUUCAUCAUCGAAUUAUUUUACAGAACAGACGCCAGUUUUUCCGCUGACUGCCGAAAGUGUUAGUGCACUAAUCGCGCGCGAAACGGACCGCAUACGAGAUCUCGACGCAACGUUUCAAAGAGAAGCUGCAGAGGCGUCGGAAAAAGAGUCCAAGACCUUGGAUCAAUCACAGUCUUCACCAAAACAAAAAAUCGAAAGUAGAACUUCUUCACUGGUGAAAAAUGGAGCACUACAACAGCCUGAACAAAGUGACCUGAAUAGAACUCAGUUCGAGGAUUCAAAGCGGGAAAAAGAGCAGGACCUCGCAACUGCCAUGGCGGAGUUGGAAGCAAAGGCAGAAAAAGUUCAGCGAAAAAUCGCGCGUGAGGGGCGGUCGACAACUUUGACUCGCUUAGAACGCAAGUACGCGAAGCUUCUCAAACUAGCUAAAGAGGAACAAGCAAGUCUAGCGGAACAUAUCGUAUCAGAACAGAGAGAAGAGUUGGAAGCUGUUCCUGGACGUAAGUUUGCACCGAUUGACGAAGGAGAAACUGCAGAGGAUCAUGAAAGGUCUAAACCCCAGCCUAGUAUUAGAGGAGAUGCAGGUUUCGAUUCGGUGCAACAUAGGGUGGAGCAGGAGAUUGGCAUGGAUGAAGACCAUGAAGAUGUGUUGAAUUUUGAAAAGCGCAGUCUCUUCGUCGUAGAGGAGGAGGUCUACGUGGAGGAGGGCUUUGCGUCUGCGGAGGAUAUUUUACGAUCUCUGACCCGAAGCUACCACGCCCGUCGAACAAAGCAUGUGGCGCAACGGGAACGCCUUGAGAAACUGGCUGACUUGUUUGCAGCGCGUGAC